UCUAUCAAAUUAACACUUUUGGUAUCUAUGCUUCAUGGUAUCCUUUAAUGAUUUUUAUAUAAUUGAAAAAUUUCAUCUUUUUAGGAACGUCCUCUGACUGCCAGAGAGAGAAGACGUCUGAGGCAGUCCCAAGACAGCGCAGGACCAGCAGGUCCUAGUGCUGUGCGAAGGUCAUCGUAUGAUGUCAGCUCUGCUAGAGCUGAGCGACAUGUCCUCGUUACUCGAUCUGCUUCAUACUCCAUGACAGAGUCCAUUAGUAAGCACGAUAAACUGGCAGAGCAAAGAUCAGAUGAAGAUGAGUGCAGCUCAUCUACAAGCUCCACGGAGCGCUCCGAGGGAGACUGUAGGGAAAGAAAAACCGAAUCCAGCGACAUGCAUGAUUUGGUCCACAUGAUGACUCAGACUCUGAGGAUGGAUGUUGGAGAUGCCGGACAUGAGGUGGGAAAAGGCAGAUUGGAGCCCAGCACGCUGCCCGAAUUCAAGCUAAACCGCAGAUACAGGGACACCCUGCUGCUUCACGGGAAAGCCAGGGAAGAGGCGGAGAACCUUCCACUCCAGGAAAUACCAACAGGUUGGGACGCUGUGGUUUAUUCCUAACUUCAUAUAGCCAUC
Messenger RNA from Cyprinodon variegatus (sheepshead minnow), 612 nucleotides. RefSeq names its product serine/threonine-protein kinase Nek4-like. NCBI's taxonomy places the organism in Eukaryota, Metazoa, Chordata, Actinopteri, Cyprinodontiformes, Cyprinodontidae. The transcript has 4 exons. The record is from RefSeq and is a predicted model, not a curated record. Bases 241 to 597 code for a protein of 118 amino acids.